AUUAAUAUGAUUACUAGUUCUUUGAGUGUGACCAGUCAACGAUUACCCAAUUCUGGUUGAAAGUUGUCUUUGAAAAAUAAUAAUAAUAAUUGAAGAAUUGAAAGUAUUAAUGGUGUGAAAUCAUGAUUAAAUUACAAUUGACCCUUUUGCUAUUGCUAUGCAGCCAGGUUUUUUGGAUCACAGCACAGUUGAAAAGUAAAACAAUUUGCGUAUCGGAUAGAUUUGAGAAGCAAUGCAACAUAUUGGAGCGAGAAACAAAGGAAAUAAAAUGCGCCAAAGUUCAGGAUAGCAUUGAAUGCGCAAAUCUGUUGCGAAAUAGAUCAUCUGGUUUUGGUAUAUUUAGCGCUGAAUCAACAUUGCUAUUGGCCGCUUUAAACUAUGACGAUUUAACCGUUCUCAAAGAGUUACGACAUAUGGACCGCCAAAAUUACUCGGCUGAUUUUGAGUCAGUGGUCGUUGUAAAGGCCACACAUAAAAAUGGAAUCGAAGGAUUAAAAGGUUUGAACUAUUGUCAUCCGGGUCUAUAUUACGAUCAUACUGAACGAUGGAGCGAACGAUUUUUAAAAUAUUUCGAAAGAACAGUCACCACACCGAAUUGCGAUAAGCAGCUAACAUCGCCAGUUGAAAUUGAAAUAGAUGCAUUGGCCACACAUUUUAAAUCGGCUUGCUACCCAGGUGCCUGGUCAAAUAAUCCAGAAGAGGAUCAAAGAUUGAAGAAAAAAUAUCCACAACUUUGUGAAUUAUGCAAUUCACCAUAUAGCCCUUGUGAGUAUACCGACAAAAAUCGUCAUCUUGGUGCAUUACGGUGUUUAAUAAAAAAAGAAAGUGUUGCAUACGUUUCGCUACAGGACACUCAAGACUUUUUCUCGCCGUUGUCGGAAUAUGCAAAUUUAAGAAAUGAUUAUGCUUAUCUGUGCCCUGACGAGACCAUUCAACUAAUCUCGGAUAAUUCAAAAACACCAUGCACAUGGAUGCGUCAACCGUGGCCAGUCAUCAUUUCGAACAAUCAAGAUAGUGUUCCGCUAAAAGCGACAAUGAGUCAAUGGUUUUAUGGUAGGAGUAGCUGGGAAAUAGCUAUAAAAGAAAUUUUGACCGCCGAUAGUUUAACACCAGUUGAGACAUCAAUACAAAAACCACGUGACUUUUUCUACCCAUUUCGUGAAUUGCCGUUCAGUCAGUCACUAUGCUCAACACAAGCAAACUGGUGCACAAAAUCGUUUGAAGAAAAAGAAAAAUGUGAUAUAGUUCGAGUAGCCGGAAUUACGACCGGCAUUCAGCCAUUGAUUGAAUGCAAUGAUCCUGUAGGUGAUGCAAUACAUUGUUUAAAAGAAGUGAAUGAAGAACGUGCUGAUUUCGUCGCCAUUGAUUCAAGUCUCGGCUAUAUUGCGAGACAUCCAUACAAUUUAACAACAGCUUUAUAUGGUGAAAGCGAUAAAGAUGCUGCUGUUGUUGUUGUCGUUCGUGCCAAUUCGAAUUUUAAACGAUUUGAAGAUUUACAAAAUUCAAAAGCAUGCAUUGCUGAAUAUAAUGGCAUUGCAUCCGUUUCCUUCAUAAAAAUCGGCAAAACUCUUGGAUUCCUUCCAAAGGAACAUUGCAAUCAUUCCCGUUUGCUUGGCGAAUUUUUCGGAUCAUCAUGUGUGCCAGGUGCGAUUGAUCCGUCGCAUGGUGUCACCGAAUUUGAGAAUAAACUAUGUUCAAUUUGUCCACAAGUUGGUUCGGGUGUCAUUUCAUCCAUUCGACCCAUUUCUCAAGGAUCGGAAACAAAUUUCAUUUCAUCGGAUCGAGACGUGGAAUUUACUACAAGCAAUAUUCAAAGUGAAAUUGAUGUCAUGAAUAGUGAAUUAAAUUGCAACGCUGAUCAAACAAACAUUUUUUAUGGAAAUUUAGGUGCACUACUUUGCCUAUACCAAGCGGGCGAUGUAGCUAUUGUUGGAUUGAAAGAUUUAAAUGAAAAUGCAAAAGCACUUGGCAUCAAUCCAAAUGAAUUUCAAGUCAUCUGUAAAAAUGGAACUCUCGCUGAAUAUACCGGCUUUGAUGUGGAUUCAAACUGUGCUCUUGCUUCAUUCGUAGACAGUGAAAUCGUUGUAAAGCCAAAGAAUCCCAAAACUGAAGGUAUUAUUAAUGCUCUAAUUUCCUAUGAGAAAUACUUCGCAGUCGAUCCGGAGUUGAAAAUUUUCAGUACCUUCAAUGGGCACAUGGAUUUAUUAUUCAAUACCCACACCACUGGUUUUGCAUCGUACGAUGAAAAAGAUUUGGGCACCGUUGUAGAUAAUUACAAUAAUCUUUUCAAAAGUCUCGAAGCAUGUGGUAUUGCAUUCAAAUCAUAUCCAGCCACAACUUUCAUCUAUGCAACACUAUUCUUCACUUUGCUCAUAAGUCGUCUACUUCAAUAAAUCCAUUAUUUACACAUUAUAUACAAAAAUAAUCAUGAUUUUUCCUCUUUU
Contarinia nasturtii (swede midge) is the source of this 2444-nucleotide messenger RNA. Its product is annotated as transferrin-like. Bases 123 to 2393 code for a protein of 756 amino acids. The record is from RefSeq and is a predicted model, not a curated record. Lineage: Eukaryota; Metazoa; Arthropoda; Insecta; Diptera; Cecidomyiidae. Gene Ontology annotation, biological process: iron ion transport. The transcript has 13 exons. Gene Ontology annotation, cellular component: plasma membrane; recycling endosome; early endosome.